AUGGGUAUUCCUAUUGGUAAACUUCAACUUUACGUUGCUGGUGCUGGUAUAGAUCCACGACGCACUUUACCCAUUACUAUUGAUCUUGGAACUAACAAUGAAAAAAACCUGAAUGAUGAAUUUUAUCUCGGUAUCCGUAAAAAUAGAGUAUCCGAUGAUGAAGAUAUUCAUCCAACUCAGCAUAGAAUAUUAUUUUUCGGUGCUGGUUCUGCUGGUGUUGGUGUCGCAAAACAAUUGCUCGAAUUCUUUAAAAUAGAACAUGGUAUGUCUGAAGAAGAUGCUAAAAAAUUGGUUUGGUUGGUUGAUACAAAG
Molecule: messenger RNA, 312 nt
Organism: Racocetra fulgida
Lineage: Eukaryota; Fungi; Glomeromycota; Glomeromycetes; Diversisporales; Gigasporaceae
Source: the annotation of a GenBank genome assembly